Lolium rigidum is the source of this 1545-nucleotide messenger RNA. Its product is annotated as WRKY transcription factor 23-like. Gene Ontology annotation, biological process: regulation of DNA-templated transcription. The coding region runs from base 125 to 1237 and encodes 370 amino acids. Lineage: Eukaryota; Viridiplantae; Streptophyta; Magnoliopsida; Poales; Poaceae. The transcript has 3 exons. Gene Ontology annotation, molecular function: sequence-specific DNA binding; DNA-binding transcription factor activity. The record is from RefSeq and is a predicted model, not a curated record.
CCUCUCGCUUCCUUCUAGAUCUCUCCUUCUCCCCCACCCUUCCUCCGUUCCGUUUCAUAGGCGAGGCAAGUGAGUGGCAAGAACCAUCGAUCGAUCCCAACGAGGAAGCAAGAGAGUAGCACCUAUGUCGUCGGGCGAGUUCAUGUUCCACGACGAGCUCGCGUCGCUCUUCACGCAGCGCCCGGGCCCUGGGAUGCACCAGCAGCAGCAGGACUCCUGGUUCGCCGACUUCAUGCAGAUGGAUCACGGCCAGCUGUGCAGGGAGCUGGAGCUGGAGCUGCCGCUGCCGCUGUCGGUGGAGGACUUCAUCAAGCGGGAGCCGGUGGUGGAAACCGCGGGCGGCGCCCGCACGCCCAGCGCCGGCGCCGGGACGCCCAACGCCACGUCGUCCAUGUCGUCCUCGUCCAGCGAGGCCGGCGGCGGCGGAGCAGGAGCGGGGGAGGGGGACUCCGCGGGCGGCUGCAAGAAGGAGGAAGGCGGAGGGGAGGACGGCAAGGGGGACGGCGACGAUGAGGGUGACAAGGCCAAGAAAGGGGCGGGUGCCAAGGGAGGCAAGGCGGGCAAGGGCGAGAAGCGGCCGCGUCAGCCGCGAUUCGCCUUCAUGACCAAGAGCGAGGUCGAUCACCUCGAGGACGGCUAUCGCUGGCGCAAGUAUGGUCAGAAGGCCGUCAAGAACAGCCCAUAUCCAAGGAGCUACUACCGGUGCACGACGCAGAAGUGUGUGGUGAAGAAGCGGGUGGAGCGGUCGUUCCAGGACCCGGCGGUGGUGAUCACCACGUACGAGGGCAAGCACACGCACCCCAUCCCCUCCGCGCUCCGCGGCAGCACGCACCUCCUCGCCGCGCAGGCCGCGCACCUGCACCACCAGCACCACGGCGGCCACCUCGGCAUGCUGCAGCACAUGGGCGGCGCCGCGGGCUCGCUCUUCGGACGCAGCGGAGGCAUCGACGUGCUCGGCGGCCUCCUGCAGCAGCAGCAGCAGCAGCAGCAGCAGCGCGCCAACCACGGCAUGACUCCGCCUAUGAUCGCGUCGACGCAGGGUCUGGCCGCCGGAUCGAUCGGCAGCGUGGGGAGCGCCACGGCGGCGGCCGCCUCGUCCCCUCCGUCGCUCCAGAUGCAGCACUUCAUGGCGCCGGAAUUCGGGCUGCUUCAGGACAUGCUGCCGUCCUUCAUCCACGGCGCCGGCGGCAACAACAACAACAUCCACCCCUCGUCACCAUAUGGGAAGCUUCACUAAUUAGAUCGAUAGCUAAGCUAGCUAGAGAUAAGAUUUGGUUGGUUCUUGCAGCUCAAUUAACAUCCCCCGGCCGAAUCCAUCUUGUUUUCCUUGAUUAUUUUCGGCUUGUUUCCGGUUCUUGAUUUGUUUCCUCACAAUCGAUCCCGUGAUGCGAGAUGGUACACAGAAUGAGUUUUUCUGUGUCUCGCAUCAUUCCGAUGGAUCUAGCUAGCUCGUCUCGUAAUAGUAGCACUGUACUAGCAGUUCAUGUACAUGUAAGUACCUAAUUCCCCAAUCCAUGCAUUGCAAAACCCUGUUGCCGGUACUGA